Aspergillus niger is the source of this 1185-nucleotide messenger RNA. RefSeq lists its product as hypothetical. The annotation marks the transcript as partial. The record is from RefSeq and is a predicted model, not a curated record. The transcript has a single exon. Lineage: Eukaryota; Fungi; Ascomycota; Eurotiomycetes; Eurotiales; Aspergillaceae. Gene Ontology annotation, cellular component: nucleus.
ACCAACAACAAACCCCCCAUCCAACCCCUCGUCGACCGCACCAACCCGCGCAAAAUCCGCGUCGCAUUACCAGACGUCAAACCCGAACACAACGACGACACUGAUGGCCCGCGCAAGAAACCCAAACUAGGCGGCGGAGGCGGUGCAUUCUCCGGCUUUAACUCGUUUCUACCUGCGCCAAAGAAAACAGCUACCACCGCAAGCAGCAAUGCUUCAGAGAAGAAGGCGCCCGCGCGCAAGAUAUUUAGUCUGAAGACGGGCGCAGCGCCGGGGUUCGAUCGCGAGGCGGAUGCGGAGAUGCGGAAUGAGCGGGCGUUUGGGGCGUUAGGAGGAGAUGGAGAUGAAGAUGAGACGAUACCCAAGGCGGGGAGUAUGAGAGAUAAGGAAUUGGAUUUCGGGAAGGAUAGUGAAGACCAAAAGGAGGAGGAGGCUGUGCCGCAAAUGAAGAAGCCAGAGGAAGUCAAGUUGAAGGGCAACCCAAUGAUGUUCAAGCCGUUGUCUGUGGGGAGGGCGCAGCAGAAGAAGAGGAAAGCUGUUUCGGAUUUGAUGCCUGCUGCUGCGGCUGUACGGAGGAAGGAGGAUGUGCCGACAGUUUCAUCUACAUCUGCAUCUGUAUCUGCAUCUGUUCAGGAGACACCUACAGCUGCAGCGCCAGCACCACCCAAACCCAAAAUCAGCCUCUUCUCACUCUCCGCCAGCGACGACUCUACACCCACCACAUCGACAGCACCAUCAGCAACAUCCUACGAACCCCUGGUCUACACCCCCCUCAAUACUGCCCCCGCCGGCCCCUCCCCCGCCCCCGAAGACACCACCACCACACAGCAAUCCACAUACCAACCCGCCUCAACAGCAUCAGACAACACCCUCAGCACCAUCGCCGACGACCUCAACCUCUCCAAAGCCCAACGGCGCCAACUCUUCGGCCGCAACGCCCCCGAAUCCGUGGCAGCCAGUUCCCGCGUCCUGCACUUCAACACGGACCAAGAGUACGUCACGAACCAGGAGCUUGCGCACACGGAGCUGGCGGCGCAGCAGCAUAACCCCGUCAGGGCCAUUGCGCCGGGUAAGCAUACACUGCAGCAGUUGGUUAAUGCGGCGAGUACGCAGCGCGAGGCGCUGGAGGAGAGCUUUGCUGCUGGGAGGAGGAAUAAGAGGGAGGCGGGAGCGAAGUAUGGGUGGUAA